Paramecium pentaurelia is the source of this 2076-nucleotide messenger RNA. NCBI's taxonomy places the organism in Eukaryota, Ciliophora, Oligohymenophorea, Peniculida, Parameciidae. The record is from the annotation of a GenBank genome assembly.
AUGAGUGCUAGUGUUGGAGACAAUGUUUCAGAAAGAGAAGUGAUUGAAUUUUCAGAAGAUGAUCAUUUAAGUUUCUUUUAUAAUAUUGAUCAAGUAAAAUGAUUAUAAAUAUAUUAUAGAUAUAUACUGAAUUACCAGGAGUUAUAUCUAAUUAUGGAACCUUUAUAUAAUCCUUAUUAAUUUGUAGACAAUUGAGUAAUUAGAUUAUUAAGAAUUCAAUUUCAGAAGCAUAAGAGAGAGUAUAUAUAGAAUAUUUACAUAAAUCAGUUCAUUUAAAGAAAUAUUCCAAUUAACACAAUUAAUGAGUUGUAGGCUCAAACUAAUUUAAUAUUGAAUAGCAAUUUAAAUGAUGGAGGUAUUGAAGUUGAAACUUGUCAAUUAGAAGAAGAUUAGGAACCAGUAAUAAACAACGUUUAAUUUAGGAACCAAUCUUUAGUGAUAGAUGGAGAAGAAAUAGAGUGUUAAUGAUGGCAGGUUUAUUAAUAUAACUUAUUUUUAUAGAAGUAGAAACUUAAGAUAAAAUUGAUAUUGAAGACUAAUUAAAUAAUGAUAAGAACAAAUCUAUUUCUAAAUCAAAAUUAUUUGAUACUAGAAAAAAUACAGUUAGACUUCCUACUACACCACCUCCUCCAAAUUAAUUUGAGGCUAAAUUAAUCUAUGUAUAUUAAGAAGAGUUUGAGGAUGAGUAUGAAGAUAAACUUAGAAAUGCUAAAUUAUAUGAAAUGAAAAAAAAGAAUGAAAUUGAAUAAAAAAAGAAAGAAGAUAAAUUAUAAAGUUAAGUAAGAGAAUUAAUAAUACAAGUAGAUAGAAAAAAAGGAUGGAGCCAUUUAGAAAUAUACUUAUGAUUUUGAUGGGAAGAUUAUAUUGGCUAGAGCAAUCAAAAUGGAUAAAUUAUAACCAACUAAUUAAAAAUUGAAAGUUGAGUUAAAAGAGUAAACUAAAUAAGAACAAUAACGAAAUGUUAAGAAAAUUGGAAGAAGAGAUUCUACUAAAGUUAAUAAACCGUAAUGUCCAGAAUAGGAUAUACCAAAUAGAGUACUUUAUUAACAUAUAAGGUUAUAUAAGAAAGGAGGGAUGCUGCAAAAGAAGUAAUUGGAGAUAAAGCAUUAAGAGUGGAUAAGACUUCUUAAUUUCCUUAUGAAGUAUUUACAAUGAAUAAUGGAGUAAAAUUAUAUUUUGAACAAAAAAUGAAAGAAGGGGUAAGACAUUAAAUUAGUGAUUCAGCUGAAAAUUUAUAAAUUAAAUUAUCUGGUUCUAAUUUACUAUCUGGAGAAGAUGCAUCAUAAUUUGCAUCAUAAAUUAGAUUAACUAAGGCUGAAUACUAAUUAAUAACAGAUAAUUAAAUUUUACAAUAAGCUAGAUAAUAAUUCAUGCCUUCUGAAAAUAUUAAUAUUCCUGAUCAUGACUAAUAAGUUACUCAAUAAUCCAUUUUAUUAAAAAAAAAUAAAGCAAUUCUAAAUAAUACUAAUCAUCCUACAGAAUCUAAAUAAGUCUAAUUUAAUGCUGGGAUAUCUUAAUUAAAUCCAUAUAAAAGAGAUAGUCCUAUUUAAUAAUAUGCCUAGACAGAAAGAAUCUAACUUAAAAAUGUUAAAAUGAUUGAAAAUCUUUUAGUCACUGGAGUUCCAGAUACACCUAAAUCAUCAAAAGUUGAUUAACCUUAAAUAUAAAUACCAAAUAACACAUCUAAGUAUUAUUUUAAAAUUUAAUUAAGUAAUCCUAUUGAUCUCUUCAAUUAAUAAUUAUUAACUCAAAAAGAAUAAGGUAAGUAAGGUGGAGGUAAAACAGCUUAUUUUCCUCCAGUGAAAUUGUCGAAAAGAUCAUUAGAAACUAAAGCAUAUAAAGGAUCCUUAGAAUAAUUGUAAUUGAAUUAAAAUUAAAUAGAUAUAAAAUGCCAAGAGAAAGAUUAGUUGCUUAAACUGGUAGGACUGCUACGAACUUUUAUAAAUAAAAUUCAGAUGGUAUAUAUAUAUUCUUAUAAUUUCAGGAACAAAGAAAAAUAGUAAAUCUGUAAGUGAUGGAUUUAUGUAAACAUUUUAUACAACUCACACAAAAUUUAGUGAAAGACUAAGAUAAUGA